AUGCGUCUUGAAAGUGUUUUAGAUGAAAAAUUGCAGUCUGGGGAUGUGGUGAAACAACUCGAAACUGUUAUUAAGGAUCAAGAGAUUGAGGAUCUUAAUGCAAAAUUCAAUGACCUUUCGGUUUCCAAAAGUGUUGUUAAAUCUCACAUGGAAUCACUUCAAACGACAUUGAAAGAAUCAUCUGAAGUCCAUAGUAAAUCAAACCUGCAUGUGGAGGUUGUGUUGAAGAGGUUCUUAGUUUAUGUUGGUGCAAUAGUCAAGCAAGAGGACUUGUUGGAUGAUUCUGCUAGUGACAAGUUGUCUCUUGUUGAAAGGGGAAUCUCUCUAAUGAUUGAGAACUAUAAUCAGUUUCUUGUUGAAAUAGAUGGCCUCAAACAAUGUUUGACUGAGGAGGUUGAUUUUGUUGCGAAGUUAAAUGAACUAGAGGCUAAAAAUAGCAAACCGAUGAAGGAACUAGACAAGGAGAAAGAGAUGUUAGAAGUGAAAUUACAAGAGAAGUCUGAUUCCCUUGAGGUCGUUGAAGUUACUACCGAGGAAUUGGUCAGAAGCCAAAUUUUGGCAGUCUCACUUCAGGAAUCGUUGGAUGAGAAGACGAAUGAACUUAAGGAGUGUUUGCACAGAUUACAAGAGAAAUCGAAUUCCCUAGAAGCUGCUGAAGAGUUGGCUGAAGCACGUAAUGAGAUUGACCUACUUAGUGUGUCUCUUUCUACAGAGAAAGAGGAGAAGGAUACUCUUCAAAUGGCAUUGUAUGACAUAUCUCGCAAAUACGAAGCAGUUUCUGAAAAUGAGCACCGGGUUUCAUCUGAAAAUGAUGGACUAAUAAGAAAGUUUCUAGAGGCUUCUGAGAUGCAAAACCCGGAGGACUCUGAUCAAGCUGACAUUGCUAUACUUAAUCAGAAACUGGUGCUAUGUGAGAAUAUACUAGAAGCAGAUAUGGUGGAUAAGUUGAAACUGAUGAACUUGGCAAACGAGUUAGAAAGAUUGUCUCGAGAAAGUGAUGCACUAAAGGAUGAAAAUAAGUCCCUACAAAACUAUUUCGAGCGAGCUGAGGAUAAAACUGCUUUGGUUAGGGAAAAGUUAUCAAUGGAUGUAAAGAAAGGCAAGGGUAUGGUCCAAGAAAGGGAAAACCUGAAACGAUCUAUAAAUGAGAGGAAUAUUGAAAUUGAAAAACUCAAGAAGAAGUUGGAGCAGCAAGAUUUGGAAUCUUAUUUUGUGGCCAUGAAAGAGCAGAGAGAUCAUUUCGAGCAGUCCUUACAAGAGAGCAAUAAAACUUUGCAGAUAGUAGUUAAGUCAAUUGAUAUUGUUCCCGCCGUUACUGUUGAUGCAAUGUUCGAGGAUCCUGUGGAAAAGGUGAAAUGGCUUUUGCAGUGUUAUCAUGAUUUUCAAGUUUCCAAGUCUCGUGCGGAACAAGAUUUAGAAACAGUAAACCAGGAAAACAUUUCAAUGUCCAGCAAAUUGGAAGAGGCAUAUGCAAAUAUUAAAUCACUGGAAAAUGAAUUAUUGAAGUCUAGUGAAGAUCUCUCUCUUAUGAUACAAGCAAAACAAGACAUCGAAUCACUUGAAGAAGCUGUAUCAUCUAUAGAGAGAAGAAUUUCUACUCUUGUUGAGGAGAAGGCUGCUGCAGAAGAAGAUAGAACUAAUGCAGAAAACGAGUUAGAGAAGGCAAAAGCAGGAGUGGAAACUCAAGUUAGUGAGUUAGUAGAGGUGAGCCAAACUAUAAAAUCACUUGAAGAAGCACUAUCAUCUGCAAAGAACAUAAUCUCUAUUUUUGCUGAGGAGAAGGCUGCUGCAGAGGCAAACCAAACUGUAAAAUCACUUAAAGAAGCACUAUCAUCUGCAGAGAGUAUAAUUUCUAUCCUUGCCGAGGAAAAGUCUGUUGUAGAAUUAUAUAUAACCAAUGCGGAAAACGAGCUACAUAAGGCAAAAGCAGGAGUAGAUUCUCAAGCUAGUGAGUUAGCAGAGGCGAACCAAAGUAUAAAAUCACUUGAAGAUGCUCUAUCUCGGGCGGAGAAGCAUGCCUUCGUGCUUUCUAAAGAACGAAACGAUUUCCAAGUUGCUAGAGAUCUCUUGGAUAAGGAGCUAGAGGAACCAAAAACUGAAGCCAGCGUUCAAGCUAGCGAGGUAUCAGAUGCAUACACAACAAUAAAAUCACUGGAAGAUGCAUUAGCAAAUGCGGAGAAUGACAUUGUGGUGCUUGUCAAUGAAAAAAGAAAUACUGAACAUGAAAUAGUAACACUUAAUGCAAAGUUAAGUUCAUUUGUAGAAGACUUGGCUGGAACUCGUGGAGCCGCCAAAGGGCAGUCUGUGGAGCUGCUAGAGCACCUCAAUUAUCUUGAAAUGUUAAUGAAAGAUAGCGCGCUGCUCUUUUUAUUAACACAAGGCUUUAAGAAAAAACUUGAGAGCCUAAGAGAUAUGCACCUCCUUCUAGAAGGAACACGGGAUCGGUUCGUUGAGAAAGGCUCGGGACUAUUGCAUGUUCGAGCUGGCACGGAGAAGGAACAUCACCUGGAAAAUAUUUCUCCACCAGACCAUGAAAAGUUUCAUUACGAUACAAUGCACAAAAGUGAGGGAAGUGCUGCGGACUCUGAGAAUAUCUCCUCAUAUUUCACAAAUAUCAUAAAACGUUUCAAUAUGAAGAACAAAUUGAUCAAAGAUAAUUUUGUAGGGUUUUCUGGUUCUAUGGAUGACUAUGUUGCAGUCUUCACCAAAGCGUUGCAGCAAACAAUGGAUGGAGUUGUUAUAACGCUUGAGACUAUGGAAUAUUUGAAGCAGCAGGAUACUGUUGAUAAGAUGAGAUUUGAAGAUGAAAAUUUGAACUCUAGCUUGUUCUCAGGUGAAAGAGAAGCUGGUGGUGAUUCAGUGGAAGAGCAACAGGGCUUACUUGGCCCUGAAGGUGUUAAAGUGACCAAAUUAAACCUUGAAAGCGUCACGCAAGAAAGGGAUCUUCAUCAAAGCAGAGCCUCUAAGUUGGAGACUAGUUUAGAAGAAUUGAAGAGUUCCUGCAACUCAAUGAAUCUUAAACUGGAUGAAUGUCUUGCCAUGGAAGAUGUAUCCAGGGAAAAAGAAGCAGAACUAUCGUCCUUGCACGUUUCUUUAGCAAUUAAAAAUCAAGAUACAGUUGCACAAAUGCAACAUCAGUUUGAAUUAUCUGCUCAUGACAAGGAAGAACUGCAAUCUAGACUUUCAGAAAGUGUUCAGGAAAUUGAGCAUCUGAAGGAAGCUGGAAAUAUUAGUAGGAUUAACCAAGAGCUAGAACAUUCAAAGAGUGACUUAGCUGGGUUAGCAUUUGGUUUGGAGAAAAUAAUUCAGAAAUUUGGAGGGGAUGAGUUAAUUAAAGAACAAAAAUCUGUUACCAGCCCCGGAACUGGGUGUCGAAUUGCAUGGGAACAAAAAGUUUAUGGAUGA
Molecule: messenger RNA, 3405 nt
Organism: Papaver somniferum (opium poppy)
Lineage: Eukaryota; Viridiplantae; Streptophyta; Magnoliopsida; Ranunculales; Papaveraceae
Product: myosin-11-like
Exons: 12
Coding region: 1-3405 (1134 amino acids)
Source: RefSeq, a predicted model, not a curated record